CUUGUCCACACCUAGCUCUCUCCAUCAAUCAAUGCCCACCUUUUCCCUCUUUCAGCCAUGCUUUCCAAUCUUCUACUCCUACCAAAGUCCCUCCUUUUCUGCCUCCUUUUCCCGAGCAUCUGCAGCGUCCUGGCUGAUACACCUCCAUAUCUCAACGACCAAAAAUUCGAGAACGGCGAAUAUGGUCCUUACCCUGUGCAAACUUUCCACUCAUCUAAGAUGGUGGCUCCACGCCUUAAUAUCCUAAGUACCCAUUCACGUUGCGAUGAUGGAUCAUAUACGAUGUUCAAUCCUCGGGGCUUUGCUGUGCCUGAGGAAGGUCGAGGCCCGAUGAUAUUGGAUGCUGAGGGCAACGUGGUGUGGGCGGCGACGGGAUACGAACAGACGUAUAAUUUGAUGGCGCAGGAGUACCGUGGGAAGCAGUACCUAACGUUCUGGUCUGGCAAUGAUGCUAUUGGAGGGCAUGGCAAUGGGCAAUACAUCAUGUUAGAUUCCUCAUAUAAAGAGGUUGCGCGUAUGAAAGCCGCCAAUGGCCUGGAGGCUGACCUACACGAGUUCCGCUUCACUGACGCAGGAACCGCUCUCAUCACCAUAUAUGACGUCCAAGUAGUCGAUCUCACUCCACUCGGUGGAUCCCCUAAAGGACACAUCUGGGACAGCGUGUUCCAAGAACUCGACAUUUUGACCGGCAAGCUCGUCUUCCAGUGGCGGGCAUCCGAGCACUUUUCCCCCACAGACUCAUACCACAACCUCGGAACCCAAGGCGGUAGCGGGAACCCCUGGGAUUUCUUCCACAUUAACAGCGUCGAAAAAGAUCUUCAGGGGAACUACUUAAUAUCGUCGCGGUAUACCAGCACAAUCAGCUACAUCUCUGGAGAGACGGGAGAAGUCCUCUGGAUCCUUGGCGGGCGCCGAAACAACUUCACUGACCUUUCCGACGGCAGAGCAACAGAUUUCACAUUCCAACACGAUGCCCGCUGGCACGAUAACUACACCACGAUCAGUCUCUUCAACAACGGCGCACAGGCCCCAGGGCGGAAGGAGAACGCGCAUUUUAGUCGCGCAAUGAGAGUUCGGAUCGAUACGCACGCGAUGUCUGCACGACUUGAUACACAGUAUACCAACCCCCUAGAAAUAUCUAGCUCAUCGCAGGGGAAUAUGCAAGUCCUACCUAAUGGCAACGUUUUGGUGGGAUAUGGUUACAACAGCGCAUUCACAGAGUUCGCGCCUAAUGGCGUGGUAUUGUGUGAAACGCAUUUUGGAGCCGCGAGUCGGUUUCAUACAGGAGAUGUCCAGAGCUACCGUGUGAUGAAGUUCAAUUGGACCGGGACGCCCGACACAGAUCCAGAAAUGGCAAUUGUGGAUGGCUCGGCUUAUGUGAGUUGGAAUGGGGCGACGAAGGUAUAUCAAUGGAUCCUGGAAACUGGCGAUAAACGGGCUUGGACGGGCUACCAAGACGAAAUCAGGUGGCAAGUGUCGUCAAAAAUCGACAAAAGCGGAUUCGAGACGAGGAUCAGGCUUCCUCAGGACCGCGGAUCGUACAUCCGAGUCGUUGCUGUUGACAAGGCCGGGAAGUCGCUGGGUCUUACCAAGGCAGUUAAGCUUGAGAAGGUACGUACCUUACCGACCCUGUCAUAG
This is a messenger RNA of Lindgomyces ingoldianus, 1638 nucleotides long. RefSeq lists its product as uncharacterized. The record is from RefSeq and is a predicted model, not a curated record. NCBI's taxonomy places the organism in Eukaryota, Fungi, Ascomycota, Dothideomycetes, Pleosporales, Lindgomycetaceae. Bases 58 to 1638 code for a protein of 526 amino acids. The transcript is spliced from 2 exons.